AUGGGCAAGUUGUUCAAGUCGUACCUUUCGGGGCCUGGAGUCUACAAGUGCCACAGCUGCGACACGCACCUCGCCAAGCACGGCGACAUCAUCUCAAAGGCAUUUCAAAGUCGAAGCGGGAAGGCCUACUUAUUCGACAAGGUGGUCAACGUUACCAGCGGACCCAAGGAGGACCGGAUUCUGAUCACGGGGCUGCACACGGUGGCGGACGUGUUCUGCAGCGAUUGCCAGGCCUACGUCGGGUGGAAGUACGAGGAGGCCUUCGAGGAGAGCCAGAAGUACAAGGAGGGCAAGUUCAUCCUCGAGAAGGCCAAGAUCGUCAAGAAGUCCUACAGCGAAUGA
This is a messenger RNA of Acanthamoeba castellanii str. Neff, 342 nucleotides long. RefSeq names its product Protein yippeelike 1, putative. The record is from RefSeq and is a predicted model, not a curated record. The transcript is spliced from 3 exons. Lineage: Eukaryota; Discosea; Longamoebia; Acanthamoebidae. The coding region runs from base 1 to 342 and encodes 113 amino acids.